Messenger RNA from Pteronotus mesoamericanus, 834 nucleotides. It is a transcript of the gene DHRS11, whose product is annotated as dehydrogenase/reductase 11. The transcript has 8 exons. The record is from RefSeq and is a predicted model, not a curated record. NCBI's taxonomy places the organism in Eukaryota, Metazoa, Chordata, Mammalia, Chiroptera, Mormoopidae. Gene Ontology annotation, molecular function: oxidoreductase activity.
AUGGUGGAGCGCCCACCUCCGAGUGAGGUGGGCGGGUGGCUCGGGACCUCGGCCCGGGCCGGCGUGGAGCGGUGGCGUGUUCGGCUGGCUCUCGUGACGGUAGCCUCCGGGGGCAUCGACACGGCUGUGGCCCGGGCCCUGGUCCAGCAGGAGCUGAAGGUGGUGGGUUGUGCCCGCACUGCGGGCAACAUAGAGGUAAGGCCUGGCCAGGAGCUGGCCACUCAGGGAGGCGGUGCGGGCUACCCCGGGACUCUGAUCCCCUACAGCUGUGACUUGUCAAAUGAAGAGGACAUCCUGUCCAUGUUCUCGGCUCUCUGCUCUCAGCACAAUGCUGUGGACGUCUGCAUCCACAGUGCUGGCUUCGCCCGGCCUGACACCCCGCUCUCAGGCAGCACCAGCGGUUGGAAGGACAUGUUCAAUGUGAAUGUGCUGGCCCUCAGCAUCUGCAUGCGGGAAGCCUGCCGGUCCCUGAGGGAGCGGAAGGUGGAUGACGGGCACGUUGUUAACACCAACAGCAUGUCUGGCCACCGGGUGUUACCCUAGCCUGUGACCCAUUUCUACAGUGCUACCAAGUAUGCCGUCACUGCCCUGACAGAGGGACUGAGGCAAGAGCUUCGGGAGGCCCAGACCCACAUCAGAGCCACGUGCGUCUCUUCAGGACUGGUGGAGACACAAUUCACCUUCAGACUCCAUGACAAGGACCCUGAGAAGGCAGCUGCCACCUAUGACCACAUAAAGUGUCUCAAACCUGAAGAUGUGGCCAAGGCUGUCCUCUAUGUCCUCAGCACCCCCCAAAUAGGCAUCCAGAUGAGCCCCACGCAGCAGGUGACCUAG